ACCUGUUGAGCUGCCUGCAGGCCGUAGAGUGUGCUUUGGGUUUCUAGAUUUUAUGAGCCAUCACUCAGGCUGAGAUAGACUUUGGUGACGAAGCUGUCUUUGAGUCAUCUCUGCUCCUUGUAAGCAACCCCUCGCCCACAUUCCUAUUCCACCAUGGCUCUCCAAUCCGAUCAUGUGGAGCCCAAUUUCCACAAACUGGAGGAGAAUGAGAUCGAGGUGAGCCUUGAUGCUGAUGAAGCAGCAGAGGGAGGCAGCUUUGGAGAAGGUUCUCUAAAUCGCUCAGACAAACUAAAGUACGAGGGCAUCCCAGACAAGGAUGAUAGGAUCUACGUUGGAGACGUGAAGUACAUUGGUAAUGACGUCAAAGAUGAGGGCCAUGGGAGCCACCAAGGAGAUUCACAGCUGGAGGAGCAGAAGAACUUGGCUUCUCCCACAGUCCCACAGUUUCGGCGCACAAGGCCACGGAUCCAGUUGGGUCUCACGCCCAGGCAGCUGAGGGAAUCAAAGACUUUUGAAACUACUAAGUACCUGGAUGCGAUCACAAGAAGAAACCUCGCAAAGCACUUGUACCUGGCAGAAUCCAGAGUGAAGAGAUGGUUUAAGAGAAGAAGAGCCAGAUACAGGAAAGAACAGCAAAUGCUGCAGCGAGCAUCUGCUGACAGGUAGAAGAAAGCCAUGCAACAAAGCUUUUGGAGGAGUCCUGACGCAUCUUCCUGUCCAGGCAUCAGAGGAAGGCACCUUAGGCACUAAUACUACCC
Molecule: messenger RNA, 758 nt
Organism: Rattus rattus (black rat)
Lineage: Eukaryota; Metazoa; Chordata; Mammalia; Rodentia; Muridae
Product: aristaless homeobox protein-like
Exons: 4
Coding region: 154-666 (170 amino acids)
Biological process (GO): regulation of transcription by RNA polymerase II
Molecular function (GO): RNA polymerase II transcription regulatory region sequence-specific DNA binding; DNA-binding transcription factor activity, RNA polymerase II-specific
Source: RefSeq, a predicted model, not a curated record